Molecule: messenger RNA, 1602 nt
Organism: Hypoxylon fragiforme
Lineage: Eukaryota; Fungi; Ascomycota; Sordariomycetes; Xylariales; Hypoxylaceae
Exons: 4
Coding region: 633-1442 (269 amino acids)
Source: RefSeq, a predicted model, not a curated record
AGUCCUAUUGGCUUAUUCGUAGAUAAUCAGGUCGCGUGGCGCGGCGUGGAUGUGGCAAGCCCGGUCGCUGAGAAAUUCCGCUUGGUCGGGUCUAGAUACAGCCCACCUUUGAUAUACCUACAGAGAUGUAGGCAAUCUAUGACAUCUAAACCGGGGAUGCUUAAACCGGGACAUGUCGAACUUAUCAGCUUUCUCUCUUAUGUGAAUCCACUUCCCUCCCGCCCCCUUUUCACGCGCAACUGUUGAGCCAAACUUGCUACAAGGGUUACACGCCACACGGGAAGCUUCGGUCGGCGUUGCAUUAAGAAGGGACUGAGGGAUUUAAAGAUACACGGCGGCUUCUUUUGUGCGGAUCUGUAGAUUAGGCGGCCAAGAAGUGACCAAGAAGCAACCAAGCACAAUAAACCACGCAUGCGCUCACUGACGUAGUGCUAAUUACCUGGUUAUUUAUUUCAAAACUGUGAGCCAGCGCAGGUUAUCUUCGAGAUUCUCAUCCUCGAGUCGAAUUAUUGGUUCUUGAAACCCCCAUUUCAUUUUGGUUGCUUGGAGUAUUGAAUAUUAAGCGCCCUACCUACUUCUCACAUAGCAUCACCAGACCUCCUGCUGCACUGCAUUGUCACCUCAACGUCACUAUGCCAGAUGAGGAGAAACUCGACCCUAGCCCAAUGAUCGACUUAGUGUCACCCGAGGAGCAGCCAUUUAGUCGGCGGCUCUACAGGCAGCUCUCCGAGGAAGUCGAUACGAAUAUAGGGUCUUUGCCUCUAAUAGCCUGUUGUUUCGCAACAGGCCUCACGGAUGGAACUUUAUACAACGCGUAUGGCACUUUCGUGUCGAUGCAAACUGGAAACACCGUCUUCGUUGCCCUAGGAGCUUCAGGACAAAACAACAGGCCAUUCGGAUGGGCUCGCUCGCUAUGCUCGAUAGGAUGUUUCACCAUAGGGUGUCUAGUCUUCUCCCGGCUGCAUAAGCUGAUCGGUGGUGGGCGUCUGCGAAGAACCGUGUUCUUCUCCUUUCUUCUCCAGACCGUAUUUGUGGUCGUGGCAGCUACCAUCAUCCAAACCGGCAUCGUCGAUGGCCGAUAUCCCUCGCGGAGAGACCCCAAUGUCAUGGAUUUCCUCGAACUGGCCCCGGUUGCGCUACUUAGUUUUCAGGCCGCGGGUCAGAUAACGAAUAGUCGCGGAUUAGGUCUGAGCGAAGUGCCGACGGUUGUAAUUACGACGCUGUUGUGUGACUUAAUCAGCGAUGAGCGGAUCCUGGACCCCCUUACGCAGAAUGUGAAGCGAAAUCGUAGGGCUGUGGCUUUCCUUCUCACGCUACUCGGGGCUAUCUGUGGAGGAUGGAUUUCUAAAGCUACUGGUGCCGUACAGCCAAGUCUAUGGUUUGUUGCCGCAAUCAAAGCUACGAUUACAAUAUUCUGGCUGUGCGUACGCAGAGCGAAAUGAGCAUGCUUUUAAGGGUACCUAAUGAUAAAUAUGAGAUUUGGAGGGAUACUGUUUUAUACUGAGCAAGUUUAGACCAUUGAUUUGAUACUAAAUUGUACACUUAAUUACUUAUAUACCUUUACUGAGAUCAGUACCUAGAAUAUAUCAAGAUAUAUGCUAU